Messenger RNA from Puma concolor (puma), 1152 nucleotides. NCBI's taxonomy places the organism in Eukaryota, Metazoa, Chordata, Mammalia, Carnivora, Felidae. The record is from RefSeq and is a predicted model, not a curated record.
AUGGAGCAGGGCUGUGGGGAGGUGGGGCAGGGGGGCUGGGUGUUGGGGAACAUCAGUGGGAAUUUGGGGCCACGCACAGAUCCCUCAGUCUCCUCACUCCUUCCCCUGGAGAAAAGUGCUGCAGCUCAAAAACGUCAAGCGCCUCGACCUUUUCCUGAGAGUCAUGAAGAACACUCAACCAAUCCUUUUCUCCAGUUUAAAUGGAUCCAAUCCAACCCGCACAAGAGCACCAGUUGGUGGAGAUUCAGAAGUGGCUUCUCAGGGAAUGGGGGGGGGGCAACCAAUCGUGGACCAGAAAUCAUCCUGGUGGGAUUCCAGCUCAGUAAAGACACUGAAGUGCUCCUCUCCUGUGUCUUCUCCCUGUUAUAUAUCUUCAACCUGCUGGCAAAUGGCGUGAUCUUGGGACUCAUUUGGCUGGACCUCAGACUGCAUUCCCCCAUGUAUUUCUUCCUUUCUCAUCUGGCUAUCAUUGACAUAUGCUAUGCUUCCAUCAGUUCGCCCAAUAUGCUGGAAAACCUAAUAGUUUUGUUUGUGACUUGUGCUGGUGAAGAGUGCCUGAUUUUGGUAGUGAUGGCCUAUGACGGGUUCGUGGCAAUCUGCCAUCUGCCCCAGUACACUGUCAUCAUGAACUGGACAGUGUGCAUGCUCCUGGUCAUCGCUAUCUGGGCAUGUGGAUUUUCCCUAGCCCUAGUACAUGUAAUUCUCUCUCUAAGGUUGACUUUCUCUGGGCCCCAGGAGGUGAACCACUUCUUCUGGGAAAUCCUAUCUGUCCUCAAAGUGGCCUGUGGUGAUACUUGGAUCAAUGAAGUUUUUGUCUUUGCUGGUGGUGUGUUUAUCUUAGUUGGGCCCCUCUCCCCGGUGUUGAUCUGCUACGUGUGCAUCCUCUGGGCCAUCCUGAAGAUCCAGACAAAGGAGGGGCGCAGAAAAGCCUUUUCCACCUGCUCCUCACACUUCUGUGUGGUUGGAGUCUACUUUGGCAUAGCCCUGAUGGUUGACUUGGUCCCAGACAGUAGUCAACGUGAGGAGCAGCAGAAAAUCCUUACCCUGUUUCCACUCUUCAACCCAUUGCUGAACCCUCUCAUCUACAGUCUAAGGAAUGCUCAGAUGAAGGCUGCUUUUAACAGAGCAUUGCAGAAAAAGAGGGCAAUAUGA